Molecule: messenger RNA, 1076 nt
Organism: Sebastes umbrosus (honeycomb rockfish)
Lineage: Eukaryota; Metazoa; Chordata; Actinopteri; Perciformes; Sebastidae
Gene: tpt1
Product: tumor protein, translationally-controlled 1
Exons: 6
Coding region: 130-642 (170 amino acids)
Cellular component (GO): cytoplasm
Molecular function (GO): calcium ion binding
Source: RefSeq, a predicted model, not a curated record
GCCCCAGGAUGACGUCAGCAGGAUGUAAAUGCAGCACCCCGAGGCCGACUCGCUCUUUUUCCUCUCCAGAGCUGUUUGGGGCGGCAGGCCUAGCUUUGUGUCUCUGAAACACCAACACCACCCAGCAACAUGAUCAUCUACAAGUGCAUCAUCUGCGACGAUGAGAUGUUCUCGGACACCUUCAAAGUCACCGUCUCUAAGAGUGGCAUCUUCUAUGAAGUUGAAGGAAAGGCCGUCACCAGGACAGAGGGCUUCGAUGAAAAAUUAAUUUCGGCCAACGCCUCUGCCGAUGAAAUGACAGAGGGCACCGAUUCGACUUCCGUCUCUGGAGUAGACAUCGUCCUCAACCACAAACUCCAGGAGACGUUCUACAACAAGAAGGCGUAUCUGACUCACAUGAGAACCUACGUAAAAGCCGUUAAGGCCAAGCUGCAAGAGACCAAUCCAGACAGAGUGGACGCCUUCGUGGUUGACGUCCAAAAAGAAGUUGGGGACAUCGUGAAAAACAUGUCCAAAUACCAGUUCUUCACCGGAGAGUCCAUGGAUCCAGACGGCAUGGUGGGACUGCUGAACUACCGCGAAGACGAGAUCACACCGUACAUGCUUUUCUUCAAAGAUGGUCUGCUGAUUGAGAAAUGCUAACUACAUCUGCUUUUCAACUGGCUGCUGCUUCCCAAAUGGCCCCAAGAGCAGACCGAAGGAGCACUAUUUUGCAUCAUGCCUGAACGGAAACAUUCUUGUACAAUUUCUUAUAUUCACAUUAUGGCCCACAGCAGCGCGCCCAAAGGCUGGUUGAAUCAAACACGAUUGGCCACUGAAUACCGUUUUUAAACUUUUUCUUUACGGCUUUUGCAGUGUUUGAUUUUCAUCCCAGGAUUGGCCCCGUGUUUGUGAUUGAAAUUAAAAGGCAGGCUCUGAAGUAUAGAAGGUUUUUUGUUCUUCUGUCUGCGUACUAUUUUAGCAAUGAUCUAUAAAGGUUGAUCUCCUCAGACCUUGUUUAUGGUUGCAUUAAAUAUGAUUCCAUCUACAAUGAAAAUACUUCUGGUUUAAUUUGAAAAUAAAGUCUAGUACCACCA